Messenger RNA from Orycteropus afer afer, 972 nucleotides. It is a transcript of the gene BCL2L14, whose product is annotated as BCL2 like 14. The record is from RefSeq and is a predicted model, not a curated record. Gene Ontology annotation, biological process: regulation of apoptotic process. NCBI's taxonomy places the organism in Eukaryota, Metazoa, Chordata, Mammalia, Tubulidentata, Orycteropodidae.
AUGAGCACCACCCAUGAAUGUGACCUGGAAGAAAUCCCCCUGGAUGAUGAUGACUCAAACAGCAUAGAAUUCAAAAUACUAGCCUUUUAUGCCAAACACCACGUCUUCAAGAACACCUCUGCUGGCGUCUCACCAAAGCUGUUGAGAACAAGAAGUUUGUCCCAGAAGGGCUUGGGGAAUUGGUCAGCAAAUGACUCGUGGGCACAGGCAUCAAGGCCUUCCAGAAGUUCCCAAUCAGCUGAGAAACGUGUUGCCAAGAAAAAGUCUUCUUGGAGAGCAUUAUUUGGAGGAGGAGAGAAGGAGGAAGAUUCUACGGAGGUCCUUGCUCAGGGUCCAACAGAAUGGCAGGGUGGUUCUCACAGUCAGCAUUGGUCUAGAUCCCUUUCUAAUGUGGAACAACGCAUAGAACCAGAAGCUGUGAACCCCAAAGUCAUUUCCAUUUCCAGCCGAGUUGCUGAAAUUGUUCAUUCCUGGCCACCACCGGAAGAGAGCCACACCCAGGGAGCAAGCUCCCUGUUCAAAGGGAAGGUCCAACGUCAGGGUUUCUCCUACCAGGCCCAAGGCUGCCAGCCUAGGCGUGCAAGUGCUAAGAAAGAUGAUGAAGAACAAAUAAUAGCCAAAAUUGUUGAGUUGCUGAAAUAUUCAGGGGAUCAGAUGGAAAGAGAGUUGAAGAAAGAGAAGGCUUUGGUGAACAUUUUCCAGGAAGGGCUGACCUACUCUGUCUUCAGGACCAUCAUAGACCAGUUUCUCAGGGGUGUGGACACCAGAGGAGAAUCAGAAAUCAAAGCUCAGGGCUUUAAGGCUGCCCUUGCAAUAGACGUUGCCGCCAAGCUCACUGCUGUCGACAACCACCCCAUGAACAGGGUACUGGGCUUUGGAACGAAGUACCUGAAAGAGAACUUCUCACCCUGGGUCCAGCAGCAUGGUGGAUGGGAAAAAGUACUUGGGAUAUCACAUGAAGAAAUAGACUGA